UUAUGUUUCGCCUCUAUGAUACUGAUGGAAAUGGCCUCCUGGACAGCUCGGAGCUGGAUCGUAUCAUCAACCAGAUGGUGCACGUGGCCGAGUACCUGGAGUGGGAUUCCACCGAGCUGAAGCCUAUCUUGAAGGCGAUGAUGGAGGAGAUCGACUAUGACCAUGAUGGAACUGUGACACUGGAGGAGUGGAUCCGAGGCGGCAUGACCACCAUCCCCUUGCUGGUGCUCCUGGGAAUGGAGACGAACGUGAAGGAUGACGGGCAGCAUGCCUGGAGGCUGAAGCACUUCAAGAAACCCGCCUACUGCAACUUCUGCCGCACCAUGCUGCUGGGGGUCCGCAAGCAGGGCCUCUGCUGCUCCUUCUGCAAGUACACUGUCCAUGAGAGGUGUGUGUCCAAAGACAUUGCCUCCUGCAUCAGCACCUACGUGAAAUCCAAGAGAAACACAAGUGUGAUGCAGCACACCUGGAUCGAGGGCAAUUCCCCCAUCAAAUGUGACAGAUGCCACAAGAGCAUCAAGUGCUACCAGGGCAUCACCGGCCUGCACUGCGUCUGGUGCCAAGUCACUCUCCACAACAAAUGUGCCUCCUACGUGAAGCCAGAGUGUGAUGGGGGCCCGCUGCGGGACCAUAUCUUGCUGCCUUCCUACAUCUGCCCCGUUGUCCUGGACAGGCAAUCCCACUGCCGGAGAUCGGAGGGCGACUCCCCUGCCAGCACCAGCCCUGAGGACAACCAGGGCUUCAAGUUCAAUUCCACCACCGUGGAUGGUCAAGGACUGCAGAUCAGCCCCCGGCCUGGGACACACCCCCUCCUGGUGUUUGUGAACCCCAAGAGCGGAGGAAGGCAGGGGGAGCGGGUCCUUCGGAAAUUUCACUACCUGCUCAAUCCACGCCAAGUGUACAACCUGGACCGCGGCGGGCCCGCACCGGGGCUGAGCUUCUUUCGGGACACUCCAGAUUUCCGUGUCCUGGCCUGUGGAGGGGAUGGCACGGUGGGCUGGAUCCUGGACUGCAUAGACAAGGCGAACUUGGUGAAGCACCCGCCAGUGGCUGUCCUUGCCCUUGACAAUGACCUGGCCCGGGGCCUGCUCUGGGGUGGAGGCUAUGAAGGGGGCAACCUGAUGAAGGUCCUGAAAGACAUCGAGCACAGCACAGAGGUGAUGCUGGACCGCUGGCAGAUGGACAUCAUUCCCAGUGACAGAGAGACCAACGGAGACCCUGUCCCAUCCACCAUCAUCAACAACUACUUCUCCAUUGGGGUGGACGCCUCUAUUGCCCAUCGCUUCCAUGUCAUGCGAGAAAAGCACCCUGAGAAAUUCAACAGCAGGAUGAAGAACAAGCUGUGGUACUUUGAAUUCGGGACAUCAGAGACCUUUGCAGCCACCUGCAAGAAGCUCCAUGACUACAUCGAGGUGGAGUGCGACGGGACCCUGCUAGACCUGAGCAACACGUCCCUGGAGGGCAUCGCCGUCCUCAACAUCCCCAGCAUGUAUGGCGGCUCCAAUCUCUGGGGCGAGACCAAGAAGCAGCGCAGUUACAACCGGCUGGGCAAGAAAGCGCCAGAGAAGCUGCACGCCACGGUGGUCACUGACACCAAGGAGCUCAAGUUCUGUGUGCAGGACCUCAGCGAUCACCUCCUGGAGGUGGUGGGGCUGGAGGGCGCGAUGGAGAUGGGGCAGAUCUACACGGGGCUGAAGAGCGCUGGGAAGAGACUGGCCCAGUGUUCGUCUGUUACCAUCAGGACGUCCAAGCUGCUGCCCAUGCAGGUGGACGGGGAGCCCUGGAUGCAGCCGUCCUGCACUGUAAAAAUUACACAUAAAAGCCAAGUGCCGAUGCUGCUGGGCCCCCCCCAGAAGAGCAGCUUCUUUUUCCUGAAGAGGAGAAACAAAACUCGAGAUUAA
Molecule: messenger RNA, 1901 nt
Organism: Pelecanus crispus (Dalmatian pelican)
Lineage: Eukaryota; Metazoa; Chordata; Aves; Pelecaniformes; Pelecanidae
Source: RefSeq, a predicted model, not a curated record